Molecule: messenger RNA, 2080 nt
Organism: Panicum virgatum (switchgrass)
Lineage: Eukaryota; Viridiplantae; Streptophyta; Magnoliopsida; Poales; Poaceae
Product: cytochrome P450 81Q32-like
Exons: 2
Coding region: 345-1880 (511 amino acids)
Molecular function (GO): iron ion binding; monooxygenase activity; heme binding
Source: RefSeq, a predicted model, not a curated record
UAAUGGCGUCUUGGCAGAGUCUGUACGCGUGCAGACGCUUCCUCCCUCACAGAAUCAUCGUCAACCUCUCGCUCCUUUGAUGCUUAGCUGAGCUCGAUCAGGUGGCUGGCCUCUCGCCACUCUGACUUCAUCGCGAGAUUAAAACCCUCCUAUGGCCAUCUUCUUGGAUGGUACGUAUUUGCCGGUUGAGGAAGAGAGGCCGAGAGGCGACUUCUAGAUGAGAUCUCUUCUUCCCCCUCUUAUUUCUUCCUCGCCACUACUAUCUCCAGCUACGGCGCCACGAUACGACCCCGGUAGAGUCCACUCUGUACGUGGCGGCAGUGAGGCCGUCACGGUCUCAGCCCAUGGACGCGAUGGCGAGCGGUGACAGUCUCCUACUGAUCCUUGCCACCACAGUAUCACUGCUCGUCGCUGCUGCCGUUUGGUUCAGGCGUGGCCGGGGACACGGCGAUGCCGCGCCCAGCCCGCAGUCGUACCCGCUGCUGGGCCACCUCCACCUGAUCGGCAAGCCGCUGCACCGCUCGCUGGCCGCGCUCGCCGCCGCGCACGGCGGCGCAGGGGGGCCGGCGCCGCUCCUGUCUCUGCGCCUGGGCGCUCGGCGCGCGCUGCUGGUGUCGGACCACGACGUCGCCGAGGAGUGCUUCACGGCGCAGGACGCCGCGCUGGCGGGCAAGCCGCGGUUGCUGGCCGGGGAGCGGCUCGGGUCCGGGUGCACCACGCUCACCUGGGCGCCCCACGGCGACCAUUGGCGCGCCCUGCGCCGGUUCUUCGCCGUCGAGCUCUUCUCGGCGUCCCGCCUCGCGGCGCGCGGCGCCGACCGCCGCGCCGAGGCCGCCGCGCUCGUCGGGAGACAGCUCCGCCAAGCCGUAGACGCGGCCCCCAGCGCCGCGGCGACGCUCCGGCCCAGGCUCUUCGAGCUGGUGCUCAACGUGAUGUUGCGCACGCUCACCGGCGCGCCCAUGCACGCCGGCAACGUGCGCAGGUUCCAGGAGACCAUCGAGGAGAGCUUCGCGGUGAUCGGCGCGCCCAGCAUCGGGGACUUCUUCCCGGCGCUGCGCUGGGUGGACCGCCUGCGCGGCGUCGACGCGGCGCUAGUGCGCCUUCAGGGGAAACGCGACGCGUUCGUCGCCGACCUCGUCGACAACCAACGGCGAACGCGCGACGCCGGUGGUGGCCGAGACAUGGAGAAGAAAAGCAUCAUUGACGAGCUCCUCUCGUUUCAAGAAAUUGAUCCCAAAUACUACACUGACACUGUCAUCAAAGGCAUUGUCUUGAUAUUACUCACUGCCGGGACCGAACCGUCGGCGCUAACCAUCGAAUGGGCAAUGGCGCUGCUGCUAAGACACCCGGAAGCGAUGCGUAAGGUGAGGGCUGAGAUAGACACCAAUGUUGGCACCGCACGGAUGGUGGAGGAGUCGGACAUCACAAACCUUCCAUAUUUGCAAUGCGUGGUUAAGGAGACCCUCCGGCUAUACCCCGUCGCACCGAUCAUCCCGGCACAUGAGGCCAUGGAGGACUGCACCGUCAGUGGGCUCGACGUUCGCCGCGGCACGAUGAUCCUCGUGAACGCUUGGGCAAUCCUCCGGGAUCCCAAUCUCUGGGACGCACCCGAGGAGUUCAGGCCUAAGAGAUUCUUGGACGCCGGGGCGGUGAACACGGUCACCACGCCCCUGCUACCAUUCGGGCUUGGACGGAGGCGGUGCCCCGGCGAGGGACUGGCGAUGCGUCUCGUUAGCUUGACACUGGCAGUGCUCAUGCAAUACUUUGAGUGGGAUGUCGAUGAAGCUGGUGUGAUUGACAUGUCUGAAGGUGGUGGGUUGUCCAUGCCGAUGGCGACACCAUUGUCAGCUGUCUGCCAACCCCGGAAGCUUCAAACAUAAACAUGGUGAGAUGAAGAAUAAAUAGAAUUUGAUGGUACCAAAUAAGAUAAUCGAUUUUGGAUGAGAAGAGUGAUGCCAGGUGGAUAUGCACCAGCAGUUCUUGUCUUCCUGCAAGUCCUGUAUCCUCCUGUAUGCCAGGUGGCAAUUCUCUCCCACUUCAAUUUCAUCCACCAACACUACCCUAUGUUCAAGUUUGUUUA